This is a messenger RNA of Rhinocladiella mackenziei CBS 650.93, 1956 nucleotides long. RefSeq lists its product as uncharacterized. Gene Ontology annotation, molecular function: copper ion binding; oxidoreductase activity. Lineage: Eukaryota; Fungi; Ascomycota; Eurotiomycetes; Chaetothyriales; Herpotrichiellaceae. The transcript has a single exon. The record is from RefSeq and is a predicted model, not a curated record. The coding region runs from base 1 to 1956 and encodes 651 amino acids.
AUGCAGUCCAACCCCUUAGCGGAGGACAAGGCCAAUGCGGCGCCAGCGUCAUCAGGCUCUCCACGGAGAAGGGAUAAAAAGGAUGCGAUUCUAAAUGAUGGCACCCGCCCAGAAAGGCGCUGGAGAAGGUAUAUCUUCGCCAUCUUGAUCAUCGUCGUCCUGGCUUUGGCGCUGGGAUUGGGUCUUGGUCUCGGAUUGAAUGGCGGGCCCAGGCAGUCGACUCCUACCUCCUCUCCUCCUUCUUCCAACAACUCCCCUUCCAACUUAACCUCGAGCGCUAGUCCGGGUUCUCAAGCUUCAUUGGAUAUACCUCCGUGGAGAUCAAAUGUGAAAGAUUAUACUCUCAGCCUCGCCGAUUGGGAUUUCAAUGCAUCACCGACGACUCGGUCCUACCAUCUCAUUCUCAGUGAGGUGGAGAUUGCUCCAGAUGGCGUUCCUCGUACAGUCCUGGCCAUCAACGGCCGUUUCCCUGGACCCGUCAUCCGUGCUAAUCGAGGGGAUCGGCUGCUGAUUUACGUUCAGAACAACAUGACCAAUGUCACGAGUGUUCAUUGGCAUGGACUUUUCCAAAACGGAACGAAUUGGAUGGAUGGAACUGCCGGGAUUACACAGUGUCCGAUUCCUUCCGGAGCAGGUUUUCUGUACAAUUUCACGGUGGAAAAUCAGUUUGGUACUUAUUGGUAUCAUACUCAUUACUCCACGGCCAAUGGCGACGGACCUGUUGGACCCCUGAUUGUCCAUGCUCCAGAGGAAGGGGAGUUACAAAAACUUUACGAGGUUGACCAAAUUAUUCUUCUACAGGAUUGGUAUCAUGCUUAUAGCGAAGCGCUUUUGCCGGGCUACCUGGCAAGUGGCAAUGAAAAUACCGAACCUGUCCCAGAUAAUGGAUUAAUCCAGGGAACCAAUUAUUUCAAUUGCUCUUCUCUUGGUUCUGAAAGUGGAUAUCCUUGUCGGCAAAAUUCCUCACGGGCCGUGUUCGCCGUGGAACAUGGCAAGCGGUAUCGUUAUCGACUCAUCAAUACUGGUGCAUUCGCAACGUUUGAAUUUUCGAUCGACAAUCAUCCUUUGUCAAUAAUUGAAGCUGAUGGAACGGCCAUCGAACCUCUUUUGGUCCAUCGCUUGGAGAUUGGAGUGGCACAGCGUUACUCCGUGGUGAUCAACGCCAACCAAUCCAGCGCCACCAAUUAUUGGAUGCGAGCUCAAAUGAACGAAUUUUGCUUCGGGGAUGACAAUCCAGUCCUCGAUCCGGAUGUGAAGGCACUCGUGACUUACACGAAUAGCACAGAUGACCCGACUAACUCCACAGACUGGCAAGACGCUCUUGAUACUCAGUGUGUUGGCCUCAACGCAUCGCUACUGACUCCCACCUUCACAUCUCCUGCCCCACCCGCGACGACACUGUAUGCCGUUACGUCCAGUUUCCAAAUUGGAGCUUAUGCUGUGGAUCUGGCGUAUAUCAACGGAACUUCAUGGGUCAUGGCAGAUGUCCCGACCUUGAACCAAGCAGUUGCAAGUCUCCGAGCGGGGAACAAUUCCGUCUCGACGUCGGGCGUGAGUUCAGGCUUCAGUGCCAACCAAUACGUAAUCAACGUCCCGGACGAUGCAGUCGUUGACCUUUUGGUUACUAAUUUCGACGAUGGGAGUCAUCCAUUCCAUCUACAUGGACACGCCUUUUGGGUCCUUGCCUCCUCGCCAGACCAAUACUUUGACUGGAAAAGGUAUGGAGAGUUGAAUACCACCCUGGCAAAUCCUAUGCGUCGCGACACUCUCAUGAUCGAUGCAUUCGGCUGGGCUCUCAUUCGAUUUGUCGCUGAUAAUCCCGGAUUGUGGGCUUUUCAUUGCCACAUUAGUUGGCAUAUGGAGGCCGGCUUGCUGAUGCAGUUUCAAACCAGAAACGACAUUAUGACAUCAUGGACUCUGCCUUCUUCUGUCACUGAUCUCUGUGCAACUUCAUAA